This is a messenger RNA of Phalaenopsis equestris, 2223 nucleotides long. RefSeq names its product cucumisin-like. Gene Ontology annotation, biological process: proteolysis. Gene Ontology annotation, molecular function: serine-type endopeptidase activity. The record is from RefSeq and is a predicted model, not a curated record. NCBI's taxonomy places the organism in Eukaryota, Viridiplantae, Streptophyta, Magnoliopsida, Asparagales, Orchidaceae.
AUGGGCCGAAAAGUUACCCCUUCAUGUAUUCUCUUAGUGCUUGCAAUGGUCGUCAUGAACUCUGUUAUGAGCCAUGCCAAGGCCACAGGGCUCCAGCAAAAACCUUACAUCGUGUAUAUGGGAGAAAGGCCAACAGAAUUUAGUGAUCUGCCUGAAGUAGUUCACGCACAACUGCUCCAGAAAGCAAUUGGAUUUAGCAAAGAGGAAGCCUCAAAGCGGCUGAUACAUAGUUACAGCAAGAUUUUUAAUGGCUUCGCCGCCAAGCUAUCUGAUGAAGAAGCAAAGAAGCUAUAUGGCAUCGAAGAACUCGUGUCUGUGUUCCCCAGCAAGCAAAGACAACUUCACACCACAAGAUCAUGGAGCUUCAUGGGUUUCCCAUCGAACGCUCCGCGUGGCGCCUUCGAAUCGGAUGUUAUCGUCGGAAUGAUUGACACAGGGAUCUGGCCUGAGUCCCAGAGCUUCGAUGAUGCCGGCUUUGGCCCGCCGCCGAGCAAGUGGAAGGGCACAUGUCAGUCCAACCACAACUUCACAUGUAACAAUAAAAUCAUUGGUGCUCGGUACUACCACCUUCAAGGAAACAUAAGUGAGAAUGAGAUACCCUCCCCGCGUGACAGUGAGGGCCACGGCACCCACACAUCCUCCACAGCCGCCGGCCGUCUCGUCGCAAAUGCAAGCCUUGCAGGCAUUGCAGAGGGAACUGCCCGCGGUGGCGUUCCUUCUGCAAGAAUCGCAGUUUACAAAGUCUGCUGGAGUGAUGGAUGCUCCGAUGCCGACCUACUGGCUGCCUUCGAGGAUGCCAUCGCUGAUGGUGUUGACAUCAUCUCUAUUUCAAUUGGUGGUUCUGGUGCCGCUGACUACUUCGAGGACUCCAUAGCCAUAGCAUCAUUCCAUGCAAUGAAGAACAACAUUCUGACCUAAGCAGGAAACUCUGGCCCUGAAAGUUACACUCUAGCGAACUAUGCGCCAUGGCUUCUUACAGUGGCUGCUAGCACCAUUGAUCGCAAGAUCGUUGCACCCGCAAAGCUUGGCAAUGGAGUAGAAUUUCAGGGGAUGGCAGUGAACACCAAUGGUUUGGAUGGUGAGAUGCAUCCUCUAAUAUUCGGUGGAAAUGCACCAAACUCUUCAGGCGGAGUUGACUCAUCCACCGCAAGCAGUUAUUGUGCCCCGGGGACGUUGGAUGGUAAACUGGUGAAAGGGAAAGUUGUUUUUUGUAGUGGCGCAAGCGAUGGCUCUGGAGCGCUUCUUGCAGGAGCUGUUGGAGCAAUUAUGCGCUCAAAUGGUCCCAAUGACGUCUCCUUCGAGUUCUCGCUUCCUGUCUCAGUGUUGGAUGCUAACAGCAGCAUAGAAGUUCUAAAUUAUGCAAACAAAACUAGCAACCCUACGGCUAGUAUUUCAAAGAGUCAGGCUGUGUUCGAUGCGGCGGCACCAUCCGUGGCAUCAUUCUCAUCACGCGGUCCAAAUCCUAUCACCUCGAAUAUACUAAAGCCGGACCUAACAGCGCCAGGUGUGGACAUUUUAGCGGCAUGGUCUCCACUUAGUGCAGAGAAACUUGGAGUACCUUAUAACAUUAUAUCAGGCACAUCCAUGGCAUGCCCUCAUGCCACAGGGGCUGCUGCCUAUGUCAAAUCAUUUAAUCCAACUUGGUCUGCAGCUGCCAUAAAAUCUGCACUUAUUACUACCGUCUAUGUGAUGUACUCAACUAAGAAUGCAGAUGCAGAAUUUGCUCAUGGAGCAGGUCACAUAAACCCUCUCGCAGCUUUGAAUCCCGGCCUUGUCUAUGAUGCUCAAGAAAUAGACUACAUUAAAAUGUUAUGCGGUGAAGGUUAUAGCACCAAAAAUUUAAGACUUGUCACGGGAGAUCAGAGCAGUUGCACCUCUGCAAAUAAUGGAACAGUGUUAGAUCUCAACUAUCCAUCCUUCGCUUUAAAAACUGCUUUAAAAGCUCAACAGGGAGAAUCUUUUUCAACAUCCUUCCAAAGAACAGUCACAAAUGUGGGAGUGUCAAAUUCCACUUACAAGGUUUCUGUGGCUUCUGUGAAUGCUCCUCCCAGUCUCAAGAUCACUGUUGAGCCGAAUGUAUUGUCAUUUGAAGCUUUGUUAGAGAAGAAAACAUUUUCAAUCAAGCUUGAAGGAGAUGCUCCAAAAAACAUUAUCUCUGCUGUUUUGAUCUGGAGUGAUGGCACUCAUAAUGUCAGAAGUCCAAUUGUCGUGUAUAGUAGCUAA